AUGUGGUGCAACUUCAAGAGAUUCAGUACUGAGACGAUAUGCACGUUGUACAGAUCUGAUAAUGGCCAGUACGCAGCAGCACUAAGUGAGCUGAUCAAGAAAGGUGUCCAGCUGAUACCGUACGGGCGCCUGAUAAUGUGCGGGCCGGGCCGCACAGGCAAGAGCAGCUUCCUGCGAUCCCUCCUGCGUCAAGCAUUCAUGUCAAAAGUCGAUAGUACCAUCGGUGUGGAGCUGGAGAAGGUGAUAUGCACGAUCGAGAAGCAAGGGUUAACAUAUGUCUGGAAGCAAGCUGAAGAUUCUUACCAGCAGCAGUUGGCCCUGACACACAGAGCUGUUGUACAAGAAAGGAGGAAAGAGAUAGUAGCAGCACUGAGACAACAAGGUGUGGAGGUCCCAAACAACACCAGGUCCACAUCCUCCGUGCCGUCAACACCCGUGACAUCACCAUCCGCUGUGAUUGAGACUGAGCAAGCAGAUACAGCCAGUGUGUGUGAAUCUGCUGUCAGCCAACGUGAUGAAGCCACCCACAGCGGGUACUCUGGUCAAUCAGCUACCAGUUCAUCCGAAACCAUGGACUCUCAGAAUGUGUCCACUGCAUCCAAGCCGGAGGAGGUCUCAACCAUGAGUGUAGAACAUGUAGCAACAGCAGAGCAAGAUGUGCAGCAGCUACAGACGGAAAUCAACUCAGCAACGCAGAAGUUUGAAGGCUUCCUUGAAGAUCUGAAGAAGGGCAAAAGUGAAGUUUUCACUGCAGAGCAUCUGAAGAACCUGACAUUCAUAGAUGUCUGGGACUUUGCUGGUCAGAAGCUGUUUGCAGCGAUCCAACACAUGGUCCUGGCCUGUGAUCGGUGUGCAUAUGCUGUCGUCUUUGAUUCCUCAAAGAAGCUCCAGGACAGAGCGAAGCCGACGUUUGGUGUAGACGGUGAGGAACUGCCGCUUUCCAACAGCCUGGAGCAGACCAACUUCGACGUCAUGGAGACAUGGUUCAACGCUAUCCACGAGGUCAUUGGAGACAGCGACAACGUACCCGUGUUUGCCAUUGGCACACAUGUGGACAAGCUACCAAAGAAGCCAGAAGCAAGGAAGAAAGCAAUUGAAGAGACUGAGCAGUAUAUCUGGGCCAAUGCGGAGGGUAAAGCUUAUGCUAACAACAUCGACAAGGUGGUAUUUGUGGACAACACACGAGCUGGCAAAGACCCGGAAGACCCAGCAGUUGUUCAACUACGGCAAGACAUCAUCCAGCAGCUGCAGCAUCAGUUCAGCGUUCCUAUUCCACUUCGUUGGCUUCCUGUAACCAUCUCCAUAGGGCACAUUGCAAAAUCAUUCGAACGACCAUGGGUAUCGGUUGACGAGCUACGUCGCUUGGCUAUUGCUGUUGGUAGCAUCUCCAGUGAUGAUCCUGAGUCAGAUUUCCAGAAGAUGGUGAAGUUCCACCAUGAUCUUGGUCAUUUGCUUCACUUUAUUCACAAUGCCCGUCUUCGUGAUCGUGUCAUCAUCGACAUCCACUGGAUUCUGAAAACCAUGUCACUUCUCUUUUGUCCUGAACCGAAGAGUAAGCAGAGCAAGCGUCUUCGUCCACAGUACGACUUGCUGACACAGAAUGGCAUCCUCCUGGAAAGUCUUGCCAUCCACCGCUGGUCGCAGCACAAUCGUAUGACAUCGCGCUACACGGCCACAGAAGAACAACGUGAUUUCCUGUUUGAGAUGGGUGAGCACUUUGCACUGUUCUACAACACCAAGACAACUGUGAAUGUGCCUGGUCAGAGGAAGGAGGUGACGACUCGCAAGUUCUUUGUACCAGCUCUGGUGGAACGAGUUGCACGUCUUCAAGAUGAAGCGAGCAAAGGCAAGCCAUGCCCAGCAAUGUACUUGUACAGUGGUGCAGAUCGUUACUUUCCACAAACCCUGUUCUGGUGUGGUGUUGUGAGGUGUAUGCAACGCUACAGUCCAAAGGUGGAUCCCAUCCUCCAUCACACGUCAGCACGUAUUCUGGUGAAGGAUCGCUUCUGGCUUGUCAUGCAGUAUUUCCAGCAUGGCAUUCGCCUGUCACUUGAGAUUCCUGUCGCAGCUGGCACAGCUAAGUCUUCUACUAGCAAUGCUGGUACUCGCACGGAUGAGUCAGUUGGCUCUCCUCGCGUUGGUAAUGCAGCAAGCAAGGAUAAGUCCGCUGCAGCCAAGAUUUGUCACGAGCUUCUACCGUACCUGGAGUCGGAGCUUGACAAGCUGAAGGCAUUCUCCCUGACUCACGUGAAGUUUGGCAGGGCUGUUCGCUGUCCAUGCUCGUUCAGCCGAGAUGCGUGUCGCAAACACAAGCAUAAGUCUUGUGCAGAGAUUGGCUGUCAGCACUUUGCUCCAUUGGUGGAGGGAUCGCGUCCACGUUGUCCUAGUGGAGCACGUCCAGAAGUGGACAUCAGUGAUGUACGGCAAUACUGGCCAUGCUUUGCCGAAGACACACAGACCACAGAGCUUGCUGAUCCGGAGAAGCCAAUGCCGGCAAUGCCAAUGACAGCUGUGGAGCCCGCAGUCAAGGACAGUGGUGAACUGCUCCAAGGACAGUCUGUAUCUGAGAGAGCAUCAGCUUAUCAACUGGCACUACAGAGACAUCGAGUAGCAAUCAAAAACGUCUCCCAUAUUGAUGUGAUUGAUUGCUUUGAAAACUUGCGUGCUGAAGAUCACAUCAGCAUUGAGUGCUUGAAGGACAGUCGAGCCACUGGCAAGUCAAGUGGAAGCAAGGAAGCCAUCAGUCACCUGUGCACUGUCUUGGAAGAUCUCUGCGACACUGCCAUGUGCUACGUCGUGGAGGAUAUCCUGCCGUCGCAAGGUCUGUCACAGCUCGUGGAGACAUUCCGUGUGUGUCCUGGUCCUGGAAAGUGUUCACUACAUCGCAAUGACCUGCAUCCUGUAUCAGUGUGUUCCAGUGACAAGACACUGUCCAUGCAGACUAGUGUUGAUGCCUCCCAGACUGGACUGGUCAUGCCAAGAGUAACGUUAGUCAACUUGAGACUGGGAUGUCUGAGCUUCACCAGGAAGUACUGCGUUCAAGCUAUGUGCAGUUGAAGUGCAGUUUGGACGUAGAAGAGGGCAUUCUGGACCGUCUCUAUGCAGAGAGCAUCAUCACCCAGCGCUUCUGCAAGAAACUCCGUGCUAUGGAUGAUCGUGAAGACCAGGCGUCUGUCUUCUUGGAAGCACUACCAGGCUGUGGCAAACAGGCAUUCCGUCAGUUUGUAUCCGCUCUGAAAGAGAGUGAGAAGCUGGCCCACCAGGAGCUUGCUGAUCUCCUCCAGUU
This is a messenger RNA of Sycon ciliatum, 3286 nucleotides long. RefSeq lists its product as uncharacterized. NCBI's taxonomy places the organism in Eukaryota, Metazoa, Porifera, Calcarea, Leucosolenida, Sycettidae. The transcript has 6 exons. The coding region runs from base 1 to 3057 and encodes 1018 amino acids. The record is from RefSeq and is a predicted model, not a curated record.